Mercenaria mercenaria is the source of this 3773-nucleotide messenger RNA. Its product is annotated as ras-related protein Rab-40B-like. The record is from RefSeq and is a predicted model, not a curated record. Bases 226 to 1062 code for a protein of 278 amino acids. The transcript has 6 exons. Gene Ontology annotation, molecular function: GTPase activity; GTP binding. Lineage: Eukaryota; Metazoa; Mollusca; Bivalvia; Venerida; Veneridae. Gene Ontology annotation, biological process: protein localization to plasma membrane; intracellular signal transduction. Gene Ontology annotation, cellular component: synaptic vesicle; plasma membrane; endosome.
UUGACAGCAAAAAUAGAAGAAAGUUUUGUUAUUAUUCCAUAAGAUUUCGGAAAGAUUCGUUUAAUUUCAUUCAUUUUUCUAUGCUUUAUAACAAAAUAUACACCACGAGCUAAAUAUUGAUCGGAGAAAAUGACUUAAAACAACAGAAUAUACACCUGAAUUCUGAUCAUGAACUUUUAUCCAUAACACAGUUCAUCCAGUGAACAGUUUUCAUACUGGAGGCUAAUGUCUUUGCACACCGAGCCCAGAUCCCCUGGUCCUGGGUCGCCUAAGCCAUAUGAUUGCUUGUUGAAGUUCCUUCUUGUUGGUGAUAGUGAUGUUGGCAAGGAAGAAUUGCUGGGUGGUAUGGACAAUGGCUCCUCUGAAUCGCCUUACAGUGCUUCAAGUUGUGGUAUUGAAUAUAAGACAACAACCAUUCUGCUUGAUGGACGAAGAGUGAAACUGAUGCUUUGGGACACAUCUGGUCAGGGAAGAUUUUGUACGAUAUUUCGCUCGUAUUCAAGGGGUGCACAGGGUAUAUUACUAGUCUAUGAUAUCACAAACAAGUGGUCAUUCGAUGGAAUUGAUAGAUGGAUUAAAGAAAUUGAUGAGCAUGCACCAGGAGUGCCAAAAAUCCUUGUAGGAAAUCGUCUUCACCUUGCCUACAAACGUCAGGUCAGUGAGGGAGAGGCGGAGGCAUAUGCUGUUAAGAAUGAAAUGGCAUUUUUUGAAGUUAGCCCACUAUGUGAUUUCAAUGUGACAGAAUCAUUUGCUGAAUUAUCUCGAGUUGCCAUAAAGAGAAAUGGAAUGACUAGGUCAUGGGGCGGCCAUAAAGCCCUAAGCCUCCAAGAACUAGCAUGUCGGACAAUUGUAUCGAGUACCACAAUAUAUGGUAUAGAACAGCUGCCAUUGCCACAAACACUUAAAAAUCAUCUCAAAUCAUAUGCUCUCACUAACAAGACUCGUGCAAGGAUGCUCAGUUUCAUCCAUAGAGACACGAAAGAUAAACACAAAAAGACAAAGUUUCUCAACCCAACAGAUUCUCCCCCAGCCCACUGCAGAAAGAGUUGUGUGAUUAGCUAGUAUAGUGUACGCAUUAUCUCAGACAGUUUUGGGUAAAUGCAGGAGCAUUCCAAUUGAUAAAAAAAUCUCAUGCUUUUGGAAUAUCUUGGAUCUUUUGGUGCAGUGUAAGUGCAGAAAAAAAGUUGUGCUUGAGUAUGAAUGUGCUAUUGUUAGGUAUCUUCAUCCUGAUAGCAAACACUACAGUGCUGAAUAGAUCAAUGGAUAAAGAUCACAAAAAUGAGUCACUUGGUUAAAGAUUGCUUACUGGCGUAGAAAACUGCAUUUUCAUAAUAAUAUUUAAGGCCUUUAGCAUGAGCAUUUUGCUGCAUUCUUAAUAGAUUAGUCAUGUUACUGUUAGGAGUGUACAAUACUUUAUCAGACUAUAUAAAGUCGCCUCAUUUUGUGUUUUAAAAGUUUUUGUGAAAAGAAAAAUAUAGGUUUGAUUUUUUGCAAACGGUGCAAGUCGUUAAGGAAUAAACUAGUCUAAAAACAUAACAUCUGAUUGGUUGUUUUUAAGCAGCCUUUUCAAUGAUUGUAUAUAAGCAGCUUCCUCAUUGGUUGUUUAUAAGCAGUCUUUUGAAUGGUUGUAUAUAAGCAGCUUUCUGAUUGGUUGUUUAUAAGCAGCCUUAUAAGUUAUACUAUUGACCAAUAGAAUGUUAGUAUAUGUUAGUAUUCAUAGGCUGGUCACUGAACUCAGUUUUGUAAACAUAGAAGCAGAUAUUUUUGUUUUUGUGUUUAGUUGUACAACAUGAAUACCUUCCAAUAGUUAGUUUUAAAAACCACUGCCCCAAAAAUACUUGGGUAGAUGAAGGUCUUCCAAUAUUUUUUUUAAAGAAAGUUAGUUUGCUAAAUAUUGUUUAAGCUUAUGCUAUAUUUUAUAUAAUUCAAAUUAUGACACAUAACUUGAAAUUUGUAUGCAAGAGUUUGGAAUAUUCUGUGUUAUGCAAAAUUUUUGUGUUUGAGGACAUGCUUGCUAGUUAUUUUGCUUGUUUAGUGCACCAUUGUGAGCAGAGUAUUAUUUGUUUCCUGGGAGUUAUUUAUUCAAGGUUGUUUGUAUAUAUUUUUUUUCAGCAUAUCAUUUUAAGCUCACCUGAGCCAAAUGCUCAUGGUGAGCUUUUGUGACCAUUCAUUGUCCGUCACGUGACGUGUAUUGUCACUGUUGUGUGUCCGUCAACAUUUUCUAAAAAAUCUUCUUGAAAACCACUGGGCAGAAUGACACCAAACUUCACAGGAAUGAUCCUUGAGUGGCCCCCUUUCAAAAUUGUUCAAAGAAUUGAAUUCCAUGCAGAACUCUGGUUGCCAGGCAACCGAAAGGAAAAACUUUAAAAAUCUUGUUCAAAACUACAAGGGGUAGAGCCUUGAUAUUUGCAUGUGACAUCAUCUAAUGGUCCUCUAUGAGGAUUAUUCAAAGUGUGCCCCUGGGGUGAAAAGAGGUCCCUCCCCCGGGGUCUCAAGUUUUACAUAAACUUACAUAGGAAAAACACUUUGAAAAUCUUCUUGUCUGAAACUGCAAGACCUAGGUUUUUGAUAUUUGGUAUGUUGCCUUGCCUAGUGAUCCUCUACCAAUUUAUUCAAAUUAUGCCCCUGGUGUGAAAAGAGGCCCUGCUCUGGGGGUCCCAAGUUUAACAUAGACUUAUAUAAGAAUAAAAAAAUAAAAAUCUUCUUGUCUGAAAGUUCAAGGCCUAGGCCUUUGAUAUUUGGUAUGUAGCAUUGCCUAGUGGAUCUCUAAUAAGAUUGUUCAAAUUAUGCCCCUGUGGUGAAAAGAAGCCCCACUCUGGGGUUACUGCUUAUAUGAGUUAUAUAGGGAAAAGUACUCAAAAAUUAUUAGAUCAUAUUUCCUAGACUGUUUAAUUGUAAUUUCCUGAUGACCCAAGUGAUUAGGGGUCACUUGACUGUGACCUUGACCUACUUCCUUGUUUUUUAAGAUACAGCCUUGAAAUUUAGGUGGUGUGUACCAGUUUUGCACACCGAUCUUAAUACUGACUUUCUGUGACCAUGAAUGUGUUUCUUAAAGGCCUAGAUUUUGGCAGUGGGCCAAGGGAUUUCUGUCUUCACCAGCACAGUUGGGGGCUAAUGACCAUCACAGUAUGGUUCCAAUAAACAAGGGUCAAUGUUUAUUGGAGAGUCAGUCUACCUUACAAGUGUAUCAAUUAGUGAGAAGGGGAAACAAUGUAAUUUAUUUUAAAUUGAUAUAUAAUUGAUAACUUUUAAAGUUAUACUAGUUUUUUUUUUUUUUUUUUUUUUUUUUGGCAUUUCUAUGUAAAGAAAAAUAUUUGUUGAUCAAACACAAUAAUAAGAUAAUCAGAAACUUAUUUUCACAAUAAUGAAAUAAUGACAAACUUACUUGAAGAAAUAUGCAAGUUUUUAUUUUUUCAAAGUGUGUCUGGAGAAUUGUGAUAUUUCAGAAAAAUGUGACUUUCACUCAUCUAAAGCUUGCAGAAUACUGUAAAUAACAUUUGUCUAAAACUGAAAACAGUAUGUGCAUUUCAAAGUUACAAAGCAAAGCAUGAAAAAAGUCACUUUUGGCAACAUACUGAAAAUGAAAAUUCAGUAUUGAUGGGACACAAUAAUUAUAAGUUCAAAUAAUGUUGAUUACAUGAAUACAAGAAACCCAGUUUCCAAUUAGAAAAAUAUUGUUUGUCAGCACAAAGAACUCAUGAAGUUUUCACUAUACUUGUGUUUUAUUAUCAUUAUUAUUUUCAAUAUUAUUACUGUAUCUUUAAUCAUCCUUU